UCAAUAUUUUUUCUUGAUAACAAAAUAUGUUUAUGCAUGUACCUAGUCGAAUAGGAAGAUGCAUAGUAAUUACAAAAGUAUUUUUAACAAACCACAUUACCAUCAGAUGAUGAUAAUAGUGUUAUAACUAUUUUUUUAUUGUUUCUAUAGUGUCGCAUUCGGUUUGAUGUUAUUAGGUGCGUGACCAUGAAGGUCCUGGUUUUUUGUUUUGUCAUUUUGGCAUCAGCGUUAGUGAAUAUUGAUGGAAAAGUGUAUACGAAGUGUGGAUUGACGCAGGAAUUGUUACGUAUUGGAUUUAGCAGAUCUUUGGUAGGAAAUUGGGUGUGCUUGAUUGAAAGCGAAAGUGGCAGGAACACGGCGAAGCAAACGCAAAAAGCAAACGGAGGAACUGCCUUGGGACUUUUUCAAAUAAACAGCAAGGAAUGGUGUAAAUAUGGUUCUCCAGGUGGAAAAUGUAAUAUGAAAUGCGAAGAUCUAACUAACGAAGACAUACGAGAUGAUUCGAGCUGCGCCCAGAAAAUACUAUCGCAAUUGGGUUUCAAUGGGUGGGAUGGAUGGAAAAGGAGUUGCUACGGACGUACAUACCCAUCAACCAUCACUAGUGCAUGCGCAAAAUAAUAUUCAGUCAUAAUUUUACUAAAUACAUGGGUUUUGCUAUAAACAUUUUGGAACUUUGUACCUAUUAUUAAAGGGGUAUCAUAAUAACCAAUGUUUUUGUUCGGGGAUACCUAAUAUGCUUUUUAAAAAAUAGGAUG
Messenger RNA from Psylliodes chrysocephalus, 755 nucleotides. NCBI's taxonomy places the organism in Eukaryota, Metazoa, Arthropoda, Insecta, Coleoptera, Chrysomelidae. The record is from the annotation of a GenBank genome assembly.